Cicer arietinum (chickpea) is the source of this 843-nucleotide messenger RNA. Its product is annotated as ATP synthase subunit alpha, chloroplastic. Gene Ontology annotation, biological process: proton motive force-driven ATP synthesis. Lineage: Eukaryota; Viridiplantae; Streptophyta; Magnoliopsida; Fabales; Fabaceae. The record is from RefSeq and is a predicted model, not a curated record. Gene Ontology annotation, molecular function: proton-transporting ATP synthase activity, rotational mechanism; ATP binding; ADP binding.
CUGAAACCGCAAAUUCUCCAGCUACAUUACAAUACCUUGCCCCUUAUACAGGAGCUGCUCUGGCUGAAUAUUUUAUGUACCGUAAACGUUACACUUUAAUCAUUUAUGACGAUCCCUCCAAAUAAGCACAUGCUUAUCGCCAAAUGUCUCUUCUAUUACGAAGACCAGCAGGUCGCGAAGCUUACCCCUGAGAUGUUUUUUAUUUACAUUUGCGUCUUUUGGAAAGAGCCGCUAAAUUAAGUUCUCAGUUAGGUGAAGGAAGUAUGACUGCUUUACCGAUAGUUGAGACCCAAUCAGGAGAUGUUUCAGCUUAUAUUCCUACUAAUGUAAUUUCCAUUACAGAUGGCCAAAUAUUUUUAUCUGCCGAUUUAUUCAAUGCUGGAAUAAGACCUGCGAUUAAUGUAGGUAUUUCCGUUUCCAGAGUUGGAUCGGCGGCUCAAAUAAAAGCAAUGAAACAAGUCGCUGGUAAAUUAAAAUUGGAAUUGGCACAAUUCGCCGAAUUAGAAGCUUUUGCACAAUUUGCUUCUGAUCUUGAUAAAGCUACCCAAAAUCAAUUGGCAAGAGGUCAGCGAUUGCGCGAGUUGCUGAAACAAUCCCAAUCAGUCCCUCUCACUGUGGAAGAACAUAUAAUAACUAUUUAUACUAGAACGAAUGGUUAUCUUGAUUCAUUAGAAAUUGAACAGGUAAGGAAAUUUCUUGUUGAGUUACGAGCAUAUUAAAAAAUGAAUAAACCCAAAUUCAAUGAAAUAAUAUGUUCUACCAAGACAUUCACUGGGGAAGCAGAAACCCUUUUGAAGGAAGCUAUUCAGGAACAGACGGAACUUUUUUUACUUCAGGAACAAG